This is a messenger RNA of Xyrichtys novacula (pearly razorfish), 6974 nucleotides long. The record is from the annotation of a GenBank genome assembly. NCBI's taxonomy places the organism in Eukaryota, Metazoa, Chordata, Actinopteri, Labriformes, Labridae.
UUUACGUAUAUCGUCGCCGCCGACCUUUACUAUAUUACAGAAGGUCCUGGAAAAAGCUAAAAAGGCCUAAAUCCGAAUUAACACAACACUCCAGUCAUUUGUUUCCUUGUGUUGAUCAGUCAGUGGGUGGUGUGUUACGCAUGACGUCAGCGCGUCGGCGGUGACUCCUGUAGAUUUAUGAAUGAAAUGGCGAGAGGUGACGUAGCUGGAGGUGAGGGAAGUUUUAAUAAAAGGACACGUGAGGGUUUGUGGGACUAAAGAGACUGAAGAGCAAACAAGUGAACGCGACAUGAUUUGGACCAUUUUCCUGCUUUUCCAAGCUGUGCUGCUGUAUGUUGUUCUCACACACAGAUCGAGGUACGUAACUUUUCUUACAUACUUGACUUUUGGUGAAUUGUAAACAACGAUAUUUGUGCUGAAAAAGGGAAAACCUGAAACACUAGAAUUAAAGGAAUUUUAUUCAAUAAUUUCACGGGCGUUUCUGCAGCUGUUUUUGUUGCAGAUUUAUGCUUAGUACAAUUAAAACCCGACGCUUUACUUCUUGAUCAAUUAUAUGAACAACUUUGUAAACACUGCAAAUACCUCACCGCCAGAUUUUGUGAGUUUAACUGGUUUUCCCCACUCCAAGAAUGUGGUAAAACUACAACAGAGUUGAAACUGGAUAACCUUUUAAAGGUGUUUAAAUUCACUUUUGUUUUCUAUUACCACUGUUGUGAUCAUGUGAUGCACCUGAUCAUUUCUUAUCAAAUCUCUGUCACUAUUUUCCUGACCAUAGCUUUUGUGAUUGUUAUCUCAUGAAAAUAGGUUAGUCGUACAAACACAGAUAGCACCGGGCUUGAUUACUGUUAUCAUUUUCCUGUAGGUUAAGUAGCGUCUCUAUCUUUAAAACAAUAGUGAACUAAAAAUAUUAAUACAUGUGUCUAAAAAAAUUUCAGCAUACACUGUAUCAUAAAAUUCACUUGUCAUUUUUAAAAAUAUUUUUAUUUUAGACUGAAGAGUGAGCCCCCUCUUGACAAAGGGGUGAUCCCAUGGUUAGGCCAUGCACUUGAGUUUGGAAAGGACGCUGCCAAGUUCUUGAACCGGAUGAAGCUGAAACACGGCGACAUUUUCACAGUGAGUAGAACAGUCUGGAAGAAGAUGAACAUUUUAGGCAGCCAUCUAAUUUCUGUCACUUUAAUGUUAAUUCAAAUACAUGAAAAAGUAAUUCAACCAUAUAUUAAACUUCUUAAAAUAAUUGGGUUUGUUAGUAAGCUCAUGAAAAGCAACUUGAUAGACCAUGAAAACUUAUUUACAAGAGCAGUCCAGUAAAAGCUACAGAUUACAAUGUUAGCUUCUCGAGUUUCUACUUGUUUUUGUGUAGAUUCUCCUACGCUAUAUGAAAUCUCAUGCAUAAUAAUUAUUGAGGAUUUUGCUGAAUCAAUAUGUCGUAUUUUGGAUCCAUACCAAAAUAUAUUUCCAGAGGACUGAUCUUGAGUUUUAUUCAACAUUUAUAUAAUAUUCAAGUAAAACUACACUUUCUACUUUUUUGCCUAGAAACUCUUUAGUAGUUAGAAUAUCAGAUGAGUAAAACAAGAACAUCAGUGGCAAAUGAUCUUCUGUGUUGCGUCAGUAUGUAUUUCAAGCAUUUUCACCAAUGAUCUCCAGGUACGUGCAGCUGGACGUUAUGUGACAGUUCUGCUGGAUCCUCAUUCAUACGACACAGUCAUCAAUGACACAGACUCCCUGGACUUCGGCCGGUAUGCUCAGGUUCUCAUGGAGAGAAUCUUCAACCUGCGACUCCCACACCACCAGCCGUCAAAAGAAAAAGCAAUGAUGAAAAAGUAUGUACCCCAAAUUUAGACCAAAAACCAAAAGUAUAUUCUGAUAUUUUCAUUUUCAAUUCAUGUCAAAGUAGAGACGGGGAAUUUGUUAGUGGAAUUCACCGGCCGAAGUCUCGUGCUCGGUUUAUUUCUGUAGAGCACCACUCCUAUUUUCAGUUAUCUAUUUUUAGGCUUCCUUGUUUUAUUAUUGCUCAGUCGUCAUUCACCAGUUAUUUAACAGAGCCAUACUAAAGACAAACAAAGCUGAUUGUUUUCAAGCGUCAAACUGAGAAAAAAUGAGAACGGAUAGGAAAGCCACAAAACUGUUUGUGUGUUUAUAUGUCAAACAUUUGGGUACACCACAUUUCAGAGGUUGCAUGAGUCAUAUCAGUUGUAUUUUGUUCUCCUUUGUUUACUGAUAUUUUUACUAUUCUAGCAUAAUUUUAAACUCUUUUACCAAAGUUAUAAUACUUAAAGGAAAUAAUAGGUGGGAAACGUAGUCAUCGGGCUCCUUUGAGGGAGAGUUACAGAGUAGCUGCGCUGUUUUCAUAACAUCAUCAAUCAGUGCGACGUGAAUUACAGGACUUCUCUGUGUAGAACAGCAGUUAACCUUUUCCCUUGGUGUCCGCAGGCACUUCUCGGGGAUGAAUUUGUCCGCCCUAAACAGCACCAUGAACAGACACCUGCAGGUCCUGUUGAAAGCUGAGAUGCCUCAGAACCAGAAAGACUGGAAAGAGGAGGGACUGUUCAACUUUUCUUACAGCUUACUCUUCAAGUAAGAACCCCCCCCACAUACACACACACACACACACACACACACACACACUCCAAGCUAUUUGUGUCAACUGAAGAGUGUUUUCAUGUCAAAAGUCAUCAGCUAAACAGUUUACACACCGGUCAGUCCUGAGGUCCUCUGUUAGUAAACACAGUGAGAAUCACUGCACCUUUUUCGACAUAAACCUUCAAGAUCAUGUUUCCGUAAGAAUUUUGGCGGGACAGAUAUAAAUCUUGCUGUUGUUUUCUCCCUUGAUGGUAUGCAAUUUCAACAUUGACAAAGGGUUUGGACUUGUCAGAUUCUUUUCAGUUUGCUCGUGGAAACAUACCAGGUCAAAUGGGGUUGUUCAUGUGUGAAGGAAAACUGUGGGCUGCUUAUCCUGACAUCGGAACAAAAAUGCUUUUUACCUGUUCAUGAACCAGAGUGUUCCCUGCACGUUCUGACGUCUUUUUUUAUCUCUGUGUUCUCUGCAGGGCGGGGUACUUGACGCUGUUUGGAGGAGAGAAAAAUAACAACAGCAUAGAUCCCUCAUAUGUCUACAACGAGUAUAAGAAGUUUGACAGCUUAUUAACCAAGAUAGCAAGAGGCACGCUGAAGCCAGGUAAAGACUUCCCCUCAGCACCGGCUAAAAGCAACAAAAAUGACAAAAGAAUAAGCUGUUUUGUCACUUGUUUCCUUCUAUAACUCGUAAAAAAAGGCACCUAUAUUUAUUCCUAUUCUUAGCUAGCAAAAACUCCUGAUGACUGAUACAAUUUGUCGCAGAUUUGUUUAAUACAUUACACAAGGUUACUUUUAUUUAACUGUGUGUUACAUUACAAGUCAUUCAACAGGACAAAGUGCAACAUGUGUCCUCACUGUUUACAUUUGUCAGUGUGUCUUGGGGAAACAAGCUCUGACAUCUUUUUCACAAUUGUUAUUUGGUUGCCUUGGUGAGGUUUAAUUACUCAGGUGCUUACAUAGCGUCUGGCAGUGUCUUAGUGUUUUGGUAGACCUUGACAGUUCACAUUCAUCGUCAUAGUCCUCUGCAGACCAUGAUCUGACUUGCGCAUGUAGCUCACUGCUUCAUCUCCUCAGGCCUCAUCAUUCAUUGCGUUGCAUCACUGACUUAUGAAUCCAUCUGUUUCGCUAGCAAUAAACUGAAAAGGAGGCUAAUUACAACACUAUUGCGUAGCUCCUGUCAUACAUGAAUAAUUGCCCCUUCCCCCACCCCUUUAGUUCAUCUUUUUAGUGUUUCAUACAGAUGAAACUCGGCUCUUUAUGCUUACUCACAUACUCUGUGGUGUUUUUCCUGUGUGACAGAGGAGAAGAGGACAGCCCAGAAUGUCCGGCACAAACUGUGGGAACUCUUGGCUACAGCAGGUCUGACUGAGGACUCAGGGUUGAGUCCCUGGCUUCGAUCUUACAGGAAACUCCUGCAGGAGGAGGGGGCUGAUGAGGAGACGCAGAGGAGGGCUGUACUGAUGCAAGUGUGGGCCACACAGGUGAGUCAGAUAAUCGUCAGAUGAUGAAUUCGAUGCAGCUGUGUCAGCGACCGGUUGUUUUUGUCCCCUAUGUCUCUAAAAGACUUAAAUUCAGUCAGAUGAAGAUGUGGAUACAGAACAGUACUCAUAUUGGGCACAUGAGGGUGCUGUUCACCACUCCUUUCAUGGCUGAUAUUUAACAUUUUAGAGGGAAAGCCUUGAAAUCACUUCAGAAACAUAUAAAGGCUUUUAAAUGUUGAAUGAUGACAUGUAAACCCCUCUCUUCAAAAUAAGAGAAACAGCAGCUUUACUGAGAUUUAGGAGUUCAAGCUGUUUGAAGAAACCUGAAGAUUCUCUAAUCAAAUACAUUCGUUCCCUUUCGAGUUGAAAUAUUUUCUGAGGAUAAGGAGUAUUGUAGCAACAUCAUCUUCUCAUGUUAAAAAAAAAACGCUACAGCUCAAUAAAAAACACAAAUGUGUGUUUUUCACUCACUGGAUUUUUCCUGGUCCUGCUUUCUUCCAUAGUUGUCACUAGACAGUAUUUAGUCAUGCAGUGCUGCUGGAGGAAGGGUUGCACCAAAUGACUUAAUCAGAUGCUUACGUCAGCGUUCGUCUUACUCCACACGCUGCUUAUUCAUCCCUUUUUGUAUUUGUCACCAUGGUUUAUUUAUAUUUGUUUUCAAGUUUGAGUCAUAACUUUUCGGUUGUGUCUGAGUCACAUUUUUACAUUUCUCAAGUAACUGAAAUGAGAAUACAUUUGCAGGAUGUGCUAGCAGAGUGAAGGAUUAGUAAAACAUAAUGCAAUAAUGACAAACAGGAUUAAAAUUAUUGUAAGUGCUGUGUUAUUAAAAUCAUUCAGCAAAGUAUAACUGUUGUCUACACCAGAAUCUUUUCUACACCUGCCAAAAGUGUGGAGACUGUCAUCUUAUUUUGACAAGUUUUAUGAGUGUACUUGUCCUUAUCAGCACCACAGUUUAUAUAUUGUGGAGUAAACACUGUUUUGUUGUGUAUCUGCAGCCACAAAAGGGCACAUUUGUAGGUUAUUUAUUCAGUGUUCUCUAUUGUAUGUGUUUUCCUGGCAGACAGCUCUCAGGUUUUUGUCCUGCCCUUGGUAGCAGGCAGAUGGCUGGGGACCUCAGGUUUCCAAUGGCUUUCCUUUUUAAGUAAACCAUUAGCGAGCUGCGCUUUGCCAGUAGUGAGACAAUCCAGAGCCUGACUCUUCUCAUCUCAGACACAUGAAAAGAAGCCGUUCUUUUUAAUCUGGUCUGCAGAGUCAGAGUCAUUAGGCCUGUUUUUUAUUAAUCAAACAUCCCUGUAAUUCAUGUUUUGUUGCUAGCCAAACAAAGGCUCCACAUGAGAAGUAAACAUGACAUGUGAUGGUCUUACUUACCAAAUAACCAUCUGUGUUGUUGUCACUAUGCAGUUCCAGAGCAGGAGACACAGUCUUAUCUUUGCCUUAAUCCAAGUCUUUGUUUGUUUCCAGGGUAAUGUUGGUCCUGCUGCUUUUUGGCUGUUGGGCUACUUGUUGACAAACCCUGAAGCUCUGACAGCUGUGAAGACAGAGAUGGAGAUUUCAGACACCUCUCUGCUGGACACACCUGUGGACACCCCUGUAUUUGGUAAGAGCUCAAUCCCAGCUUGUGUAAACAGAGAGAUAUUUUGAGAUGGAGGCUGUUCUAUUGGCAAGAAGAUAAAGUUGAAACAGAUGCCUGGGAUGCCUUUUUUUUAAGAUGGAGCAAUAAUGUAUACUCUUAAGGCUGAAUUUUGCAGUGAUUAACAUUUUAUGUGUGUAGUAUAGCAAAAACAAAAACGUAUUAUGGAAGACAAAAUCUUUCCUUUCUGUCCUUUACAUCUUUUUUUUUGUCCCUUACCAGACAGCGCCUUGGAAGAGACACUCAGACUCACUGCUGCCCCCUUCAUCACCAGAGAGGUAGUGCAGGAGAAGACUCUUCAGAUGGCUAAUGGUCAGGAGUAUCUGCUGAGGAAAGGAGACAGGGUGUGUUUGUUUCCCUACAGUAGCCCUCAAAUGGACCCUGAGAUCCACCACGAACCACAGGUUUGUUGCUCUGUUCUGCUGAAGUAAUAUCUCUCAAGUCCCCCAUCUCUAUUGCUUUAUUAAGAUCUUUCUGUGCUGGGUUGUAUUGAUUGUUUUUGGCACUAGCAGUAUGGAGACCAAAGUGUGAUUAGUGUGGUUGCUUACAUAAGGUGGACUCGCCGCCUACACAAAGCUGACCCUGUGGUUUCAGUGAGAGGUCAAACCCAGAGCUGUGGACCAGUCAGGGAUUAUCAGAGUAUGGGAACAGGAACAAAGCUAAUAGAUGUGGGAAGGACAUAGUGGAGUUGGGAUUUUAGUGGAGAAAAAAAAAAAACUCUGCUUACUCCACAUACAAUUCACUAUAUGAUCAAGCUUAUACCUGGUAAAGCUGUCCUCUCACGGAGCUUGCAUCUGUUGUUCCCUGCUAAUAAAUGUGUUUCCUUUCCAGAUAUUUAAAUAUGAUCGCUUCCUGAAUGCUGAUGGAUCAGUGAAGAAAGAUUUUUAUAAGGCGGGGAGGCGACUGAAAUAUUACACCAUGCCAUGGGGCGCAGGAGCCAAUGGCUGUGUCGGAAAGCGUUUUGCCAUCAAUACCAUCAGACAGUGAGUGUCCUAGAAUGAGUUCAACAUUUAUAAUCAAUGUUCAGAUGUCAAAUGUGUCACAUUCACAGACUUAUUUUACCUUUUAGUGAUAUCUGCUCGAAUGUUCCUAAUUCAAUGUCCCAUCUGUGUUUACUCGACAGGUUUGUUUACAUGCUGCUGACUAACUAUGAUUUGGAGCUGUGUGACCCAAAUGCUCAGAUGCCGGAGGUAAACGCCAGUCGUUAUGGAUUUGGGAUGCUACAACCGGAGCGGGACUUGCCUGUCAGAUAUAAACCUAGAAAUGCACACCAGGACUUUUAAAGAAGC